Molecule: messenger RNA, 2938 nt
Organism: Hevea brasiliensis (rubber tree)
Lineage: Eukaryota; Viridiplantae; Streptophyta; Magnoliopsida; Malpighiales; Euphorbiaceae
Product: methyl jasmonate esterase 1
Exons: 4
Coding region: 130-888 (252 amino acids)
Biological process (GO): salicylic acid metabolic process; jasmonic acid metabolic process
Molecular function (GO): methyl indole-3-acetate esterase activity; methyl salicylate esterase activity; methyl jasmonate esterase activity
Source: RefSeq, a predicted model, not a curated record
GACAGUUGCAAGUCACCGGCAAUUCUGUGGUCACUUCAGUUUCCUGUAAGUUCCAAAGAGGAUAAGGACAUCCUCUGCGGUCCGAAUCACAUUCUAUUAUCAUAUAUUUGCUGAAUUUUAGAACAGGAAAUGCUAUUCAAUUCUCUACUUUUCUCUCCGAAGUCCAUCCCUUUUUCCCUGAAGACAACCAUACGUGGUCCAGAGGGAGUUGCCAUUUUCAACAAGCCUGAUGACUCCCAAAGAUAUUUAUCUUGUUCAAAACAAUUGCAGAGUGAUGCAGGACACAGGCAUUUUGUGUUAGUCCAUGGAGCCUGUCAUGGAGCCUGGUGCUGGUACAAAGUUUCCGCUCUCUUGAAAUCAGCUGGUCAUAGUGUUACUGCUCUGGAUAUGGCUGCUUCUGGCGUGCACCCAAAGCAAAUUCAUGAGCUCCGCUCGUUCUUGGACUACUUUGAGCCCUUGAUGGAGUUCAUGGCGUCUUUGCCACCAGAAGAGAGGGUGGUACUAGUUGGCCACAGCUUGGGUGGUGUUGGCUUAUCUGUCGCCAUGGAAAAGUUCCCUGAGAAAAUUUCUGCUGGAGUCUUUGCUGCCGCAACUAUGGCUGGUCCUGAUUUUGAUUUCAAAACUAUAGCACAAAAGUAUCCUAAAGAAUCAAUUUCCCCCAUGGAUUCAAAGUAUAUCUAUGGCGAUGGACCCAACAACCCUCCAACUGCCACAAUCCUUGGUCCCAAAUUCUUGGCUUCCAAGUACUACCGCUUUUCUCCACCUGAGAAUUUGGUACUGGCAACGCUAUUGGUGCGACCUUCACCUCUUUUCAGUGAUCCAGAAGCAGCUCAUAAUGAAAUAAUAUUUACUAAAGAAAGGCCAAUCCAGCCGAUCCCAAAGCUUUAAUCGGGAAUCAAACUAGUAAUCGGUCUGGUUCAUCUUAACAGCCCUCUUAUUUCAAGAACUGGAAUUGACAUGAGAACUGAAAACAGAGACUUAGAUUUCAAAAGAAAGAGAAAAGUAAGGCACAUUUCAUUGUCAAAUUCUCCAAUACAUCUCUUCUUCUACAAUGACUGGUUCUUAUACCAGAGAUUAUGUAUACAGUUACAACUGCCUAACAGAUACUGUAAUAAACUUGUAGCUCAGCUACAUUCGGUUAUGACAACCAGCUAAUCUUGGCACUAACUCUCUCUAGGAUUUUUGUUGUCUAGACUUGGUCUAUCAUGGACCCAAGACAUAGGGUAUAUGGUGAGACCCACAUGGGUCCCAUAUGUUUGCUUCUUGGGUCCAUGGUAGGUAAGAAUUUCCCUUUCUCUAGCUCUUGUAACUGCUACCAGAAAUCCCUUAUGGCAUUGUUUGCUCUUGCUGGCUUAAACACGUGUUUUAUUAAGGCCUAUCCGCUUCAUGCCAUCUCCUACACUGCAUUUCAGUAACCAAUUCAUGUUUGCAUCAAUACCUCAGGCUUCAAAGGUACCUUGUCUUCAAGGAACUCUAGAAAACACAAUUGCAGCUUACUAGCGAACUCCCAUGUUGCUUCAGCUGGAGACAUACCUUGCCAAUGAACAAGAAAUUGAUAGAUCGUUUUGAGAAAUUACGGAGAAUCCAAACGGAAAACAGUAGAGGAAACAGAGAAAAUUCCUUAGAGUGAGAAGAAACAAGUCACAUGCUUAGCUUCUUCAUUGACAUGAACGUAUUUUCUUUCUCUGACUUUGCCCAAUUUCAUACUCAUUCUCCUUGAGCAUUAUGUGAUUACAGGACUGCAGCUCCAAGACGCUACCCCUAAGAUUCCAGCUCCCUCGUUUUUGUAUUAUUUCUUCAAAAAGUUUCAAAGCUUCUCCUUGCAAUGCUUCCUAAGCUUGAACGAUGACAGAUCAUUUAGAUUCCCACCAGCCUUCGAAUCUGUGUCAUUUUCUCUGAUUAUAAUGUCAUCGUUCUCCUACAUUUGUUCCUCAAACUCUUCAGAAGAUGUCUUCACUAAACAGCACUUCAGCAAAUUGUCCAUGUUUUGGAAUAUUAGUAAUAUGUUCUAGCUGCACGGUAUGGCCAGAAUCCUCACUAACCAAACUACCAAAACUUCUUCAGAUUUUUUAACUUUAUAUUAUUCUGCAUGCAUUGCAUGCCCGGAAACCUUGCUUAUGUUAUUGUUGUCCAAGAGACCCUAAUCAGAUAUUAUUAUUACUUGAUCAUGUUUCCUCUUCCCUUUCAAAUUGCCAGCCAUGUUUCCAACUUUUAUAUUUGCUUCUGCAGCUUUCACGUCUAUUCAAGGCUAUAAAUUCACUUAUGUCCAACUCCGACCCAGACUUCUCUUCUUGAUUGUAAAGUUCAACUACCUUCACUGUGGCCCCAUCAGAUGUCUUAUCAAGGCCUCUAAAAUCAAUAGAUGAUGAUUUACCCUAAUCAUCAAUACAUUGUAGUUGGGCUUCUCGAUGAUGCUCCUGUUCUAAUAUCAUUGCUGCAUUCUUUUCCUUCAUUCUUGAAAACAAGUUUCCUCUACCAUGGCUGAGGAUCACAGCUCUGAUCCCAAAUAACGUAAACUAAAGGCAAAAAUGAAUUAAAGGAAGAGAGGAACUGAAAACAGAGACUCAGAUUUCAUAAGAAAGAGAAAAGGAUGGCACAUUUCAUUAUCAAAUUCUCGCAUGCAUCUCUUCUUCCACAAUAACUUAUUCUUAUACCUGUGUUACCACUUUGUCAUCCUUGCACAGGAUUUAAAUUAACUCUCUUCACUAAUCCAUAGUUUUCACUGGACAACGUUUUGGCCUUUUGAUAAAUCUGGUAUGAUUGUGGCCGGCUCGACGUCCUUCAGAUAUGUAUUAUACAAAGUCAUUAAAAUACAACUAAUGCAAAUAUACACUAUUAUAUGUAUCAUGUUAUUAUUAGGAAUUCAAUAGGUUAUGCAGGUAUCGAAAACGGUGAAUUUAGUAAUUUAAUUUUUUUUAUUAUAAGAUAAAUUUAAAUG